This is a messenger RNA of Entrophospora sp. SA101, 348 nucleotides long. NCBI's taxonomy places the organism in Eukaryota, Fungi, Glomeromycota, Glomeromycetes, Entrophosporales, Entrophosporaceae. The record is from the annotation of a GenBank genome assembly.
AUGUUUUCAGCACUUGAAAAUAUUACUAAAUUGCUUGAUAAUAUAGAAAGAUCUGUAUCAACUAUUAUGUAUUUAAUGGCAUUACAAGAAUUGGCCAAAACACCAUUUCGUGUUGUUGACGAGAUUAAUCAAGGAAUGGAUCCUAAAAAUGAACGUUUAGUUCAUCAUCAAAUGGUUCAAACUGCAUGUCGACCAAACACUUCACAAUAUUUCUUAAUAACUCCUAAACUAUUACCAGAUCUUAAUUAUCAUAAAUUUAUGAAGGUACUUUGUAUUUAUAAUGGAGAGUGGCAACCUGAAACGAUGAACUGGAAAAAAUAUAUUAAGGAACGAAGAGACUCUGCUUAA